This is a messenger RNA of Lasiosphaeria miniovina, 3183 nucleotides long. RefSeq lists its product as uncharacterized. NCBI's taxonomy places the organism in Eukaryota, Fungi, Ascomycota, Sordariomycetes, Sordariales, Lasiosphaeriaceae. The transcript has a single exon. The record is from RefSeq and is a predicted model, not a curated record. Bases 1 to 3183 code for a protein of 1060 amino acids. Gene Ontology annotation, biological process: RNA processing. Gene Ontology annotation, molecular function: RNA binding; protein binding.
AUGGCGAGCCCGGUGGGGGAGGACAACUGGGUCGACUUUGUCGACCACCAGUCUCGCGAAGCGACCGAUUUCGAGAAGCGCGUGAAUGUCGUCGAGAGCUUCCGUCGCGCGGUCUCGGCCGAGCCCGGCAGCAUCAAGGUCUGGAUGGCAUAUUGCGAAUACUUUUGGUCGCUGCACAUAGACUGCCAGGCCAAUAGCGAUGCAGGCUGGCCGCUCGAGGAGCAGCUGGUCGGCCAGGACACGUUCACCAUCAACGCCGCGCUCAACCUUUGGCAGGAGGGCUACGAGGCCGUACAGUAUCGCAUCGGCGACAGCCACGAGCUAUGGGACCGCUGGGCCUCACUCGAGCUGAGCCUACUCCGCCAGCACCACACCGAAGCCGCCAUCCGCAGAGUCUCGCAAAUCUUCAAAACCCGCCUCGCGACGCCGCAUGCGACAUGGGACACGACGUCGCAAAUGUUUUCGAGCUUCCUUACCGAGUAUAAGAAACCGGCAUACGAGUUCGAGAUGCAACAGGUCACCAAGGACUCGAGGGACGCGAAGCGCCUGUAUGAGCUGCGCGACCCAUUCGAGAUGCGCCUGCAGUCUGCCGCCAAGUCGGGGGACGCUGAGCCCUCCAGAAACAUUCUCAUUGAAUAUCUGGACUGGGAAAUCAGGCAGACCAAAGCGAGAAAGGACGCACUCACCAACUUUCGCAUUUGUCUCGGUCUGUUCUCGCGCGCCCUGACGGGCAUUUUGGUAUCCCACGAAGCCACCUGGCAGAACUACAUCGUUUUCACCUCCACCUCGCACUCAGACGUCAAGUCCGGAAGAUCCAAGAUCCCUUUGAGUGUGCUGCCCAACACCCUUGAUGUCCUUCAGGGCGCCGUGCGUCACCUUCCUUGGUCCGGGCCCACCUGGGCGCGCUACAUUCUGGCCGCCGAGGAAUCGGGCCUGCCAUUCGCCGACAUAGAACGGAUCAAGCACGCCGCGACGAACAGCGCCCAACUCGACCGAGACGGCAUGACUGGCGUCUUAGACAUGUACUCGGCCUGGUGCGGCUAUCUAAAGCGCACUGCUAUGGACCCGAACGCGACUGAGGAGGCGACCGAUCUCGCCGAGGUGGGCCUGCCGUCAGCACUCGAAGACGUCAAGCAUUGGGGGAAGAGAAGAUACGGCGACGCAUACCAAGGCGACCCCAAUUUCCGACUGGAGAAGAUCCUCAUCCAGUUCUUGACCGAGAAGAAGGACGAUGUCAGCGGCGCCCGCGCCGUUUGGGAGCAGCUGUCGACGAUAGAGCUCCACGCUAAGAGCUACGACUUUUGGCUUUCCUGGUUUCUUUGGGAGAUGGUGGUCUUUGCUGCUGCCAAGAGCAAGAUGAGGAGCCCUACGCCCACAACAAAUUCCCAGGGCUUGAGAAUACCAUCGUACGCCACUCGCGUGUUCGAGAAGGCGCUGAAGGUUUCCUCUCUCGACUGGCCGGAGCGCAUCAUGGACGUCUACUUACAACACUGCAAUGACUACGAGUUGGCGGAGACGUUGCGUGAGGCGCAGGACACAAUCUACAAAAACAGGAAGAGAAUUGCCAAGCGCCGGGAGAGAGAGGCGGCCCAGCAGGCUGAGGAAGCGCGGGCCGCGUUCGAAGCUCAGGCUCUGACGGAGGCCGCCUCCCACGACCAGAAUAUGGAGGAUUCACCCGAGGCCGACACAUCGUCUGGACCCAAGCGCAAGCGAGAGCCUACCCCUGUUGACGACGAUGCCGGAAACAAACGGCUCAAGAACAGUAUUCUGUACGGCGAGGGAGACGAAGUGAAGCGAGAUCGGGAGAACACAUCGGUCUUCAUGGCCAACCUACCCUCCGACGUCACUGUGACGAAGGUCAAGCAGUUCUUUCGCGGAUACGGCCACGUCAACAAUAUUGACCUCCAGAAACAAGAAGGGGCGCCGCCAGUUGCUCUUAUUGAGUUUCGUUCGCCAGACGAUGCCCAGUCAGCAAUGCUACGGGACGGCAAGUACUUCGGCAGUCAGGUUGUGCAAGUGACGCCUGCCACCGACUGCACUCUCUAUGUCACCAAUUACCCUCCCGAGGCCGACGAGCAGUUCAUCCGCGAUCUCUUCAAAGACUGUGGAGCCAUCCAUAGCAUCCGCUUCCCCAGUCUGAAGUACAAUGCCAGGCGUCGGUUCUGUUAUCUGACCUUCCGCGACCGCGGUGCUGCAGCACUGGCAACCAAGCUCGAUAGAAAGUCGCUCGAAGGCGGCAAGUACAAACUGCUGGCCAAGCUCUCGGACCCAGCUGCAAAGCAGCAGCGAAAUGGGGCCCAAAUUGAAGAGCGCGAACUCCACGUGUUGAACCUGCCGCGCUCCACCACCGAGGAUGAGCUCCACGGCCUCUUUUCCAAAGCUGGUACGGUUGUUAGUGUUCGACUGCUCAGGAACAGGGUCGGUGUGAGUCAAGGAGCCGCGUUUAUCGUCAUGUCGACAAAGGAGGAAGCCCAAGAAGCCAUCAAGCUCUUGGACCAACUUCUUUUUGGGCAUCGCGCCAUCAAAGUCGAGCUUUCGAAGCCGGUCUCGCAGAAAACCUCCAUCACCAUACGCCACGGCAGCGAGGGGUCGCCCGAAGCAGGCUCGCCUGCUGAUCCUGCUGCACGCUCGCAGUCCCCAGGAGCCACGUCUGGCGGGCCCACGCCAGCCGACAUCGCUGCCCGCACCAUUGCCGUGCUCAACAUUCCCGAUACUAUGAACCCUGCCCGAGUCCAGUCCAUGCUGGCACCCACCGGGACCAUCGCGAAGCUGACUCUACACGCGAAAUAUGGGGGAGUGAUUGUUGAGUACGUCGACGCCCAGACAGCACGCAAGGCGGGACUUGCAAUUGAAGGUAUGGUAGUCGACGGUGGUAAGAAGCUACACGUCGAUACCGUCGCAGAGCUAUUCCGCCAGAAGGGCGAGGUGCGCGUCGACCGCAUCGACCAAGAGCCGCCCAAGAAGACGAAGAGUGCGGCCGAACUCAUGCCGCCGCCGGCUAUCCGACGGCCGCCUGUGCUAGGCCGCGGCGGAGCGAGGCGUGGGCUGGGCUUUGUUUCACUGGCCAAGAAGGAGCCCAACGGAAGCGCUACCACUAAUGGCGGAUCCAGCGGUAGCGGUACGGCUCCCACGGGCCAGGCCUCAAAGUCCAAUGCCGAUUUCAAGAAGAUGUUUCUCGGUUGA